AUUAUACAUGCCUAUAAAUUGUUGUGGAUACUAUGGAAUUUGGAUUAGUUUCAAAUGAAACAGUAAUUCAUCUUUUAUUCUGGAGAAGAGUACCAGCCUUCGAGUCAUUCCAGUAUUGACGCAAGCGAUGAAAGACAGGCAAUAGCAGAAAAAUUGGCUAGCGAAGAUCGUGAACAGGGAGAUAUUGGCCCGGUGAUAGACAAAGAUGCGUGCAAACGUCAAACUGAGCCGGAACAGAACGGCAUGUCUCAAGGAAGGAACAGACGAAAAAGAAACGGGUGAAAAAAGAGACCGGUAAAAUACGAACGAAAGAAAGGAACGCAAUGAAGAAACGACAGGAGAAGACAGUGAUGUCUGAGGAGGAGUACCAUUCUAGCUUUGAUGACAAUCAAGUGCGGGGUGAAGAAGACCCGGCUGGGCAUACGCAGGACUCAGACGGUUGUCAAUCUUCUGGAGAGGAGUACCAGCCUUCGCUACAUUCCAGUAAUGACGGAAGCCUCGUUUCUGAGAAGUCGCUGAAUUCUAUCUUCAGCGGGGUAGAACCUCCCAAAGGAGUCGCCGAGAGCGUCGAAAGCUCUCCGAAGGAACAACGGGUCGAGGAGAAACGGACGACUAAGCCGAGGAAGCCGAGAGAGGAACGUACGCUUAAAGGAGCCCCUAAUAUGGGGGUGGCGCGAAAGCGGGAGGGAAGACGCCCCAAGCGGCCGUGCCCAGUUCAGGGUUGCCAUGCCACCCCGGGAAACUUGAAGGAACAUUUAUUCUUUACCGCUUGUCACUAGGACCUGGACAUUCACUUCAGGAACAAAUUGCUCAUGCGAGCUAAUAGGGACCGCGCGAUCACCAAGGAUUCAAAAAGGGGCAAAACGGCCGCCAGCAAUACACGUGAUCGUUACUGGUUGCAGUGCGACAUUUGCGAUCAUUUCAAAGCAAACUUGGUGCCACACUUGCGUCGAUAUCACGGCAUCAGUGACAAUAGGGUGAUCGCAAAUUGUCUAGAAAGUGCAACAAGGGUGAAAAAAUCAACACUAGUGCAGCUCAACCACCAACCUGAGCCUGUACUGAAGCGUAUGGUCCCAAAGUUUGAGGAGUUUUUACGCAGUCCGAUAGGCAGUUGCUUUAGUCAAAACACUGCCAGAGCGCACGGGCGUCGUUUUUCUACAUUUUGUAAAGAAUUGGCUGGGGAGGGGAGGGAGUUCAACUUGGGAGAUCUGAGAUUAUUGUUAGAAAUAGGAAACGAUGGGGGUUUGGUAAGUCAGUGGGUAAACGAAUCAAGAUUCAAGGCCGGCUAUGUUACAAAUUUACUGGUGAGCACAAAGCACUUUCUUCGCUUUGUGACUGUUAACAAAGAAUUUGGACUUGGUUGGGUGACAAGGCAAACUGGCAUCGACGAAUAUCUGGCCCACUUGAACGGCAUCCAAGGGUUCUUGUCCAAAAUUAGAAGGCGGGAGACUGUGGCCAACGACGACGCGAUUGGCACGGACACCAUUGACCAACUCGCCUGGAGUGGGUACAACACUAGUGACACCUGGCGUACAAUACAAGGAUAUCUUGAGAAAUUGCUGACGAAUCCGAAUGUGACGACUGCCUCAACAAACCUAACCAUCCGAAAUCACCUCAUAUUACGUCUUUUCUUGGACAACUUCCGACGAGCUGGCGAUAUUGCCCAUUUUUCACUGGUCGAAUUUAACAAGGCUGAGUUGGUUGAGGGGGACUAUGUGACCACGAUUAGGCGCCACAAAACCGACGGGAAGUAUGCAGCGCCCCUCGUAAUGAAGUCAGAGGUCAAGCGGGCAAUUAAGAUAUACAUUAGAAGUGCGAGGGAGACAACAUGUCCGGCAGAAGAUCAACAAUGUGCCUUUCUGACCACCACCGGAAGACCCCUCGACUCGAGUGACAUCAACAAAAACCUAAAAGCAGCCUGGGGCGACUACGGCAGGGACCUUGGAAGGGACAUUGGGGAAAUAACGGCUACCAAGGUCCGCCGUUCUGCCGUAACAAUCACGCGUCAAGCGAAAACAACUCAAGAGGACCGUCGACAAGUUUCUCAAGCAAUGUGCCAUGACAUCGACAUUGCGGACAAAAUUUAUGACCGCAGCGGGCAGAGAGAGCAAGGGCAGUCGUCUGCGACUAUUGUAAAACAUUGUCUCCAAGAGGUGAUGCACAAAAAGUACGGUCACAUCCUAAGAGGCGAAGAUGACGCUGAAGAUGAAAUAAUACCGCCAACACCACCCCGUCCUAACAAACGAUUGAGUUUGCUGAUGAGAAGACAUGGGACAAGCGAAAGUGAAGAUGUCAACAUCUCAACGACAGCCUCCCCUCCUCAGAAGCGUUGCAGGCCUACUCCUCACCCUGGUCCUGAGGACGAAGAGUCGGAAGAGGAAUUUUCGAUGGCUCCAGUUUCAUUGGGCAGUAAGGCAACUAAGGCCAAGAAGCAGAAGACGUGGAAGAGAGGGAACUCGUGGGGAAGAAACUAGAACUCCUGCUGAAAGUUUGCAAUCCCCUCAUUACCGAGUUGGUCAUGAAAGUGACGGCUCCAGUAUCAAGACUGGAGGUGGAGCGAAUGGUCUGUAUUGGUGCAGAACACUACCGCCUCACUGGAGACUUGGACAAGGCAGCGGCCAUUGAAAACCUUGAACGGUUCGGAGGGAUCAAGUUGACGCACAUGGUUCGCUACAUUGUCCAAAAACUCAGGAAGGAAAAGGGAUAUGUUAAGCCUAAAAAGGACAGUCUGAAGCCACUAUCACUCCAAAAGCCAUCUGCCGCUGCUGGCUCAGUAGAACAAGUAGAAGCAACGGACGAAACCAUCCCUCGUGCUGAACAAACAUGACGUCCCACGUGAAACUUUUUACCCACCUACCGUUUACCAACUGACUUACCAACCCCACUCGUUUCCUAUGUCUAAGAAACUAGAAGUCUCCGGUCCUCCGACGAUGACUUUAUUCUAACUUUCUCUUUUUUUAAUGCUGGCUGCGUUCUGUUAAAAUAAUUGCUCGAUAUACCGGUAGUUUUUUUCAAAGUGAGCGAAUUCAGUAUCACCAACGCGAUGUACUCUCGUGUACACUCUGUAUUAUACUGUGGGAUGUUUUACAUAUUCUUAUGUCAAUUUUCUAUGAAUAAUUUUUUUCAAGGUUUUUUUGUCUUCACAUUGGGAAACUUUUAGGGUCAACUCUAAAUUGAUUAUCCUGGUCAAGUAGAUUUAAAUUAAUUACGUUUCUGGCAAUCAGGAAUUUCGCGUUAAUCAACAAUGUCAAUACCUGUAGAAUAAUUUCACGUUUUGUUUUAUUAGUAAAUAAAUUGUAC
Molecule: messenger RNA, 3300 nt
Organism: Lineus longissimus
Lineage: Eukaryota; Metazoa; Nemertea; Pilidiophora; Heteronemertea; Lineidae
Exons: 4
Coding region: 813-2474 (553 amino acids)
Biological process (GO): DNA integration; DNA recombination
Molecular function (GO): DNA binding
Source: RefSeq, a predicted model, not a curated record